This is a messenger RNA of Aspergillus thermomutatus, 2358 nucleotides long. RefSeq lists its product as uncharacterized. Gene Ontology annotation, molecular function: glycerol-3-phosphate dehydrogenase [NAD(P)+] activity; protein homodimerization activity; FMN binding. Bases 1 to 2358 code for a protein of 785 amino acids. Gene Ontology annotation, biological process: glycerol-3-phosphate catabolic process; carbohydrate metabolic process. The transcript is spliced from 9 exons. Gene Ontology annotation, cellular component: glycerol-3-phosphate dehydrogenase (FAD) complex; cytosol; nucleus. Lineage: Eukaryota; Fungi; Ascomycota; Eurotiomycetes; Eurotiales; Aspergillaceae. The record is from RefSeq and is a predicted model, not a curated record.
AUGUCUUCGUCUCUGGGUGAUGCUGUCAAGCUUCCAUGCGGGCUGGUCUUCCCCAACCGCCUCGUCAAGGCAAGUCAUUUCGAUGAUAAGGGCCAGGGAAAACGACUGACCAGUCCAGGCGGCAAUGGCCGAGCUGAUGGCCGGAUCAGAACAUACGCCUACACCCCAACUAACGGAAGCAACGUUCAAGUCGACGUCAACCACCUGGGCAGUCCCUUCGACCCCGCCCUGCCAGCCGAGUACACAGGCAAAGAGUCCAACCCCGCGCUCGUCCAGACAUGGGCCAAAUACGCCGACGCCUGCCAGCAGCACGGCGUCCCCUCCAUCGUGCAGAUCUGCCACCCGGGCCGGCAGUCGUUCCGCAUCGCAGGCAAACGCGGUCUCUUUGCGCCGACGAUUGCGCCGAGCGCGAUCCCCCUGCAGAUGGGGGAGGGGCUGCUGGACCGGAUUAUCAGCCGGCUGGCGUUCCCUGCGCCGAGGGAGAUGACGCAGCAGGAUAUCGAUACCGUGACGAGGCAGUUUGUCGAUACGGCGCGGUUGAUGGCGGACGCUGGGUUCUCGGGGAUCGAGCUGCAUGGUGCGCAUGGGUAUCUGAUUGACCAGUUCUUGAAUCCAAAGACGAACCUACGAACCGACGCAUACGGCGGCUCCGCAGAGAAGCGCGCCAAGUUCGUCCUCGAUAUCCUCUCCCAAACCCGCAAAGUCGUCCCCGCAACCUUCUGCAUCGGCAUCAAAUUCAACUCCGCAGACCACUCCUCCGCCUCCUUCGAAGACACCAUGACCCAGAUCGCCCUCCUCGUCGACGCAGGCAUCGACUUCCUCGAAGUAAGCGGCGGCUCAUACGAGGAUCCCAGGAUGAUGGGCGCCAAAUCCCACCCCGAGAAAAGCCAGCGCACCCUCGCCCGCGAAGCCUUCUUCCUCGAAUUCGCCCGCGAAACCCGCAAGCGCUUCCCGACCCUCGUCCUCAUGCUCACGGGCGGAUUCCGCACGCGCACCGGCGCAGAGUACGCCCUGCAGGAGAACGCAUGCGAUCUGGUCGGCAUCGGCCGCCCCGCGGCUGUUGACACUGCUUUUGCGCGAUUGCUGCUGGACGAGAGUGUGCCUGCGGAAGAGGCCAAGUUGCCCUUGAACAAGGUCAAGCCGCCGUUUCUGCUGAGUCUGCUUCCGAUUAAGGCGGUCGGGGCGGGGCUGGAGAGCUCGUACUAUGCGGGUCAGAUCAAGCGGAUAGGGAAUGGGCUGAAGACGUUUGCGCCGUCUUUGGGAUCGACGAUCGCCAAAAUCCUCGCCGAAAACACUCGCGAGCAUCCCGAUGUCUUCGAAGAAAGGGUGCAGAUGUGGGUGUUCGAGGAGGACGUGACCGUGCCGGAAGACUCGCCGCACCGCGAGGCCCUCGGCGACAAGCCGCACAGGCUGACCGAGGUCAUCAACCGCGUCCACGAGAACGUCAAGUACCUCCCCGGCAUCGCGCUGCCGGACACCGUGGUCGCCAACCCGGACCUGCGCGAUGCCGUCCAGGACGCCACGCUCCUCGUCUUCAACCUCCCGCACCAGUUCAUCGAUAAGACGCUCGAGCAGAUGAAGGGCCACCACCUCCCCUAUGCGCGCGCCGUCUCGUGCGUCAAGGGCGUCGAGGUCGCCAACGGGCGGGUCACGCUCUUCUCCGAGCUCAUCAUGGAGAAGCUGGGCAUCUACUGCGGGUCGUUGUCCGGCGCCAACAUCGCCCCGGAGGUCGCCGCCGAGGAGUUCUGCGAGACCACCAUCGGCUACGACCCGCCGCCCAUGGACCUCGACGCGAAGCAGGAGUUCUCCCCGGAUAACCGCCACGUGAUCAACAAGCAGCGCCAGCGCAAGAUCUCCUCCACCUCCGCUGAGCUCCAGCGCGUGCCGGACGAGUACCCCGUUGUCGACGAGAAGCUGCUCCACCGCCUCUUCGAGCGCCCGUACUUCCAUGUGCAUGUCGUCGCCGACGUGGCGGGUGUGGCGCUGUGCGGCGCGCUGAAGAACAUCGUCGCGCUGGCCGCCGGCUUCGUUGCGGGCAAGAAAUGGGGGGAGAAUUCCAAGGCGGCCAUCAUCCGGAUCGGGAUGAUGGAGAUGAUCCGGUUCGGGCGCAUCUGGUUCCCCGAGUCGGUGAACGAGAAGACCUUUACCGAGGAGAGCGCGGGCGUCGCGGAUCUCGUCGAUGAGAUCGAACAGUCGGAGCUGAAUGGGCAGAAACUGCAGGGGACGUCGACUGCUCGCGCCGUGUGCGAUUUUCUGUCGACGCAUGGCAAGUUGGACGACUUUCCGUUGUUCGAUGCGGUCAAUCGCAUACUCGAUGGUAAAGUCAGUGUCGAUGAGCUGCCAAAGUUGUUGAAGUAA